AUGCCCCGUGCUGGUCCACGAUCAAAAGUUAAAGAAAGUGUCAUUGUUCAGCGACGAGGCGGUAGUUUGGGUGAAAGUAGUACAACUGAGGAUGAUACACAUGCCGAUCAGACCACUUCCGAUGGCAAUGCUACACAAACUCCCCGUCGUAGUCCACGAGGACGACAAAAUGCAUCAAUACCUGUUAAACCCAGUGAGGGUUUCCGUACACCCGAAAGUGAUGUAAAUGCUACAGAUUAUGGUCUAGAAUUUACCACCAGUCAUAUACAAAAUCCAUCGCCAAGACGUUGUUCAACUCUGCGGACGGGUAGUUCGCAAGAGGAAUCGGCUACAAGACCAAAAGCUGAGGUGGAGAAUAAAGAGAAUGCAGGAGAUGGUGGUGGUGGCGGUGAUGCAGAUGAUGCAACUCCCAAAACAACGUUAACCUCCAAGGCAAAACCAAAAUCAACCAAAGCUAAAGGAAAACCCUUGGCCGAAAAUCGAAAUGUUCAAAAUGCCUCCAGUAGUAAUGCAUCUAUCUCACAAAGGGACGAGGCUAGUAGACGGGAUCAAGAUGAGUCAAGAGAUCAUCAGGAUGAAACGGAAAGUAGAAGAGAAGAAGCCAGUUUACAGAAAAAACCCACUAAAAAAUCUGUCGCACGAAAACCAGCUGCUAAAGGCAAAAAAGAAAAACCACCACCAACCAAACAGAAUGCUCCUCAAUCCCCUACGUCCGCUGCCCAAGAAAAACAAGCACAAGCAUCACCCCCAGCACCCCCUGUUCCCGUUAAGAAAAAACGUAAACAAAAAAAUCCUAUACAACGGGAUAUGAUGUUCUUACGUGAUGUGCAAAAAUUACAAAAUCGUACCGAUUAUUUAAUACCACGUCUACCAUUUGCCCGAUUAAUACGUGAAAUUAUGCUCGAUUCAUCUAGGUAUGUCGAACGAAUUACACCGCCGGCAUUGGAAGCCUUACAGGCGGCAUCGGAAAUGUAUGUAACCCAACGAUUGCAGGAUGCCUAUAUGUUGACACUGCAUAGGGGUCGUGUGACACUGGAUGUACGCGAUAUGGAAUUGAUUAAUUUUUUGAAAAUGCAUAUUUGAAAAAAAGGAAAC
Molecule: messenger RNA, 1095 nt
Organism: Musca vetustissima
Lineage: Eukaryota; Metazoa; Arthropoda; Insecta; Diptera; Muscidae
Product: histone H3-like centromeric protein cid
Exons: 3
Coding region: 1-1083 (360 amino acids)
Cellular component (GO): nucleosome
Molecular function (GO): structural constituent of chromatin; DNA binding; protein heterodimerization activity
Source: RefSeq, a predicted model, not a curated record